Molecule: messenger RNA, 765 nt
Organism: Thunnus maccoyii (southern bluefin tuna)
Lineage: Eukaryota; Metazoa; Chordata; Actinopteri; Scombriformes; Scombridae
Gene: c5h12orf73
Product: chromosome 5 C12orf73 homolog
Exons: 3
Coding region: 171-401 (76 amino acids)
Biological process (GO): mitochondrial respiratory chain complex III assembly
Cellular component (GO): mitochondrion
Source: RefSeq, a predicted model, not a curated record
ACUCUGUUAAAAAAAUAUCUUUGUGUUAGCUAAACAGCGUGACCUGUUUCUGCGUCCCAAUGACAGACAUCUGGGUUUAAGAUGGUGAAAAUCAGCUUCACACUGCGGCUGUUUACCAACGUGUCAGUGAAAUAAACAAAGGUUGAGUCGAAUCCCAUCAGUUUGCGAAGAUGCCUGCAGGUGUGUCGUGGCCUCGGUACCUGAGGAUGUUCGGGGCCAGUGUACUGUCUAUGUUUGCUGGAGCGCAGGUCGUCCACCAAUAUUACUUACCUGAUCUGACUAUACCAGAGAUCCCACCAAAGCCUGGGGAGCUCCGGACAGAACUAAUGGGCUUCAAAGUCAGAAAAGAAGCUGCUGCGGCAGCCUUACAGCAGCUGAAAGAAGAACAAAAGCUGGAUUGAUUUGGAUUUAUACAUCGUCUGUGUGUUGGACACUCAAUCGGGCAGACACUGUCCAAUUUUUGCCAACAUGCCCGGGAAUAGAGUCAUCUCUGCGACAUCUCCAAAUGGAUUUUGUGUGUUUGGUUUUUUCUUUUAAAGGAACUCACAGAAAAUGCUAAACUGUUGGCAUUUGGCUGCUCGGGAUCAGGAACUCAUAUACAUGCAUUCAGAUCUGUCUGUUGUUAAUGUAUCUCUUCAUCCUCUUUGAAUGUGUUGCAACAUGUAAACCCAGGAAGAGAACACUUGUAACAUGAACGCAGUAACUGUGCUAAAGUCCUUAAAUAAUUUUAUUCUAUUAAAAAAAAUAAAAGUAUAAUUUUGUCAA